Oncorhynchus tshawytscha (Chinook salmon) is the source of this 2212-nucleotide messenger RNA. Its product is annotated as flotillin-1. Bases 179 to 1459 code for a protein of 426 amino acids. Gene Ontology annotation, biological process: protein localization to plasma membrane; positive regulation of endocytosis; positive regulation of cell-cell adhesion mediated by cadherin. The record is from RefSeq and is a predicted model, not a curated record. Gene Ontology annotation, cellular component: plasma membrane. NCBI's taxonomy places the organism in Eukaryota, Metazoa, Chordata, Actinopteri, Salmoniformes, Salmonidae. The transcript has 12 exons.
GUGGUCAGCAUUUGCUCACCAUUAAGUCACGUUAAGUAACAUUUUGUUGCAAUUCCAGUAUUUGAGCCAGUCGUCAAGUCACGUAAAUCGGAGUAUAUUGAAACCCUCUUGAGUGUACACGACGAUUUAUGAAAACAUAUCUUUAGGGAGAAUCGAUUGCUUUUAGGUCCAAAUCAAGAUGUUCCACACAUGUGGACCCAAUGAAGCCAUGGUGGUGUCUGGCUUUGGUCGUUCCCCUCCUCUAAUGAUUGCUGGAGGAAGAGUGUUUGUCCUCCCCUGUAUUCAACAGAUCCAGAGGAUCACUCUGAACACCCUGACUCUGAAUGUGAAGAGUGAUAAGGUUUACACCCGUCAUGGAGUGCCCAUCUCUGUCACGGGCAUCGCCCAGGUGAAGAUCCAGGGUCAGAACAAGGAGAUGCUGGCCACGGCCUGUCAGAUGUUCAUGGGGAAGUCUGAGGCUGAGGUCUCCAACAUCGCCCUGGAAACACUGGAGGGGCACCAGAGGGCCAUCAUCGCCCAUCUGACUGUUGAGGAGAUCUACCAGGACCGUAAGAAGUUUUCUGAGCAGGUGUUCAAGGUGGCCUCCUCUGACCUGGUCAACAUGGGCAUCGGCGUGGUCAGCUACACGCUCAAAGACGUUCACGACGACCAGGACUACCUCAACUCCCUGGGUAAAGCUAGGACAGCUCAGGUGCAGAAAGAUGCCAGGAUCGGAGAGGCUCAGUACAAACGAGACGCGGUGAUCCGUGAGGCCCAGGCCAUGCAGGAGAAGGUGUCGGCCCAGUAUCUGAAUGAGAUCGAGAUGGCCAAAGCUCAGAGAGACUACGAGCUGAAGAAGGCCUCCUACGACUACGAGGUCAACACCAAGAAGGCAGAGUCUGAGAUGGCCUAUCAGCUGCAGGUGGCGAAGACAAAGCAGCGGAUUGAGGAAGAGACGAUGCAGGUGAAGGUGGUGGAGAGGUCUCAGCAGAUCAUGCUGCAGGAGCAGGAGAUCACCCGCAAGGAGAUGGAGCUGGAGGCCACGGUGAAGAAGCCUGCUGAGGCAGAGAGAUACCGUCUGGAGAGACUGGCUGAGGCAGAACGUGCACAGCUCAUCAUGGAGGCUGAGGCAGAGGCAGAGUCCAUCAGAAUGAGGGGCGAUGCUGAGGCGUUUGCUCUGGAGGCUAAGGGUCGUGCCGAGGCAGAGCAGAUGGCUAAGAAGGCUGAGGCCUUUAAACAGUACGGGGAGGGAGCCAUGGUGGACAUGCUGCUGGAGAAACUACCACUGAUAGCAGAGGAGAUCAGCAGGCCCCUCUCCAUGGCCCAGAAGGUUACCAUGGUUUCCAGCGGCGGCGGUGAGGUGGGCGCUGCCAAGCUGACCGGAGAAGUUCUGGACAUCAUGACCAGACUACCAGCUGCUGUGGAGAAACUCACUGGAAUCAACAUCUCACAGGUUGGCCUGUCCACCCGAAUGGGCUGAGAAUGGAGCCCAGUGACUGAGACAGCCUGCACCGUCAGACCAGGAACUCCAUACUGCCUCCUUGUGCCUAUAAUUACUAUUACCUAGUGUAGUUGUCUGUCUAUGUCUGCAUGCCUGUCUGCAUGCCUGUGUUAGCACGGUAGUCUUUCUUAGAGCAUGUGUCAGCACUCUCAUUGGCACUGAUCUGGAAACAAAGGACGGGUCAAAGCUGUAUGUUGUAGGCCUACUGUGGGAGUUUGUGUCUCCUGGUCAUUCAUAUCUCUGUUAGAUCAGCUUGGAUGAAGGAAAGGAAAGCACUUUGGGCUAUAGCAUGACACAGCCUUAGUAGUUCUGGUAGCAACGAGCCUCUUUUCCCCGUCCAUUAUUCAGUGUGUUUUAAUCACUGCUUCAAGCCUGCCUUUCUGUCUCCCUCUAUUACAGGUUUGGGUCCAUAUAAACUGUUCCACUGUCACAUAGUUGUGUUUUAGUUGUAAUUCAUAGAGUAUUUUUUUCAUUGGGAUGUGGUUGAGAAAGGAUGUUUUCAUUCUCUUCAUUCUUUGUUGUUCAUAGGAAAUAAUCGUGUCAGUAUGAGGUUUGUCAGUUGAUUGUUUUGUCGACAUUUGCAGUUCUAUAAGGUAGUCGGUCUUGUUCUGAGCAUGGUUGGCUAGCUAGUUGCUUUGCAAAUGAAGAAGAAAUGCUCUUUACUUUCACUGUGGACAUUUCCUCUUUUUUUGAGCUAAUUGUAGUCAUGUUAUUAAACAUGUUCUACCUGCU